Messenger RNA from Setaria italica (foxtail millet), 2365 nucleotides. RefSeq lists its product as uncharacterized. The transcript is spliced from 4 exons. The coding region runs from base 1 to 2337 and encodes 778 amino acids. Lineage: Eukaryota; Viridiplantae; Streptophyta; Magnoliopsida; Poales; Poaceae. The record is from RefSeq and is a predicted model, not a curated record.
AUGGCUGAGAAGCUCACGAAGACAAACUUCACCCCAUGGAAAGCGCAAGUGAAGUCUGCCGUGUGCGGCACCAUGCUUGAAGACUACCUCACCGGAGCAAGCAAGGCUCCUGAUGCAGAGAUCAUCAUCAAGGGAGCCGACGACAAGGAAGAGAAGAAGCCGAACUCGGCCUAUGCGCUGUGGCGAGCUCAGGACCAGCAGGUUCUAAGUUAUUUGCUGUCAAAUAUAUCACCUAGCGUUCUGACUCAGGUUAACGCAAGUGAAACAGCAGCCGAGGCUUGGAGAAUCAUCGAGGGUGUGUUCUCAUCUCAGUCCCAAGCGAGGGCUGUGAAUGUGCGCAUGGCUCUCUCCAGCACAAAGAAGGGCAGCAUGACUGCCACGGAGUACUGCAACAAGAUGAAGAAUUACGGCGACGACAUGGCGGCCGCAGGACGGCGGCUCAAGGACGACGAACUCGUCGAGUAUAUCCUCGCUGGACUUGAUGAGGAUUUCUCUCCGCUGGUCUCGUCAUUGAUCACCAAGACGGAACCGGUUUCUCUUGAGGAACUUUUCUCACAGCUCCUUGCAUUUGAGACACAUCUGGAGCUGUUGUAUGGCAGGCGCCAUAAUCAUGGCGGCUCAGCAAACUACUCCGGGCGUGGUCAUGGCGGAUCACGCGGCGGGUGCUCGUCCUCUCAUGGACGUGGACGGGGACAGCAAGAGGUGAUGGCAGCUUUGGUCAGCAUCAACCGCCACGCCAAUUCAGCAAUGGUGUGCUUCAAGCCAAAUCACACCACUGCUGAAUGUUGGCAUCGCUUCGAGGAAGACUUCGUCCCCGACAAAAGACUUGUUGCUGCUGCUAAUCGUGCACCAGUAGAUUCUACCUGGUACACCGACACUGGAGCAUCCAAGCACAUCACCGGAGAACUUGAGAAGCUACACAUCCAUGACAAGUACUGCAGCACGGAUCAGAUCCACACCGCAAGCGGUUCAGCCGAUCCAUCAUCGCCAAGAACUAGGUUACAACAUGGCAUCCGGCGUCCCAAAGUCUACACUGACGGAACUGUUAGGUAUGGCCUCCUUGCUAGUACUGGUGAAACCAACAGUCUUGAUGAAGCCUUAGCAAAUGAUGAUUGGAAGCAAGCUAUGCAAUUAGAACAUGAUGCUCUUAUGAAGAAUAAAACAUGGCAUUUAGUUCCUCAUCAAAAAGGCAUGAAUAUAAUAGGAUGCAAAUGGGUAUACAAAGUUAAGAGGAAAGCUGAUGGUAGUCUGGAUAGAUAUAAAGCAAGGCUAGUUGCUAAGGGAUUUAAACAGCAAUAUGGCAUUGAUUAUGAGGAUACUUUCAGUCCUGCUGAUACUUCUUUAUUCUUUUAUAACAAAGGUGACGUCACUAUGUUUGUUCUAGUUUAUGUGGAUGACAUCAUUGUAGCUAGCUCUACAGAAAAGGCCACGACAGCCCUGUUACAAGAUCUAAAAGCAGAAUUUGCACUUAAAGAUCUAGGGGAGCUUCACUAUUUUCUGGGCAUUGAGGUGAAUAAGAUACGGGAUGGAAUUAUUCUAACUCAAGAGAAAUAUGCUACAGACUUACUUAAGAGAGUUAAUAUGGCCGAAUGUAAACCUGUUACUACACCUAUGGCAUCAAGUGAGAAAUUGUCCUUAUAUGAAGGUACUCCUCUCGGUCCAAGAGAUGCAACUAACUAUAGAAGUGUUGUAGGAGCAUUGCAAUACCUUACUCUUACUAGACCUGAUAUUGCAUUUGCUGUUAACAAAGUCUGCCAAUUCUUACACUCACCAACUACUGUGCAUUGGGAAGCAGUAAAGAGGAUUUUGAGAUAUAUAAAGUAUUGUACACGGCUGGGACUAAGAAUACAUAGGUCACAAUCUACCUUGGUGAGUGCCUUUUCUGAUGCAGACUGGGCUGGUAAUAUAGAUGACACGCGAUCUACAGGUGGUUUUGCUGUCUUUCUAGGAUCAAACUUAGUAUCCUGGAGUUCAAGGAAACAACCCACUGUAUCAAGGUCUAGUACUGAGUCUGAAUACAAAGCAAUUGCCAAUGCUACUGCUGAAGUGAUGUGGAUCCAGAUUUUACUAUAUGAACUCAAGAUUAAUUGCCCAAGAGCAGCUAAACUAUGGUGUGAUAAUAUUGGUGCAAAGUACUUGUCAGCAAACCCAGUUUUUCAUGCUAGGACUAAACACAUAGAAGUGGAUUAUCAUUUUGUCAGAGAACGAGUAACUAGAAGACUUCUGGAUAUUGAUUUUAUAUCUUCAGGUGAUCAAGUUGCAGACGGUUUCACCAAGCCAUUGUCAGUUCGGUCUCUGGAACAAUUCAAGUUCAAUCUCAACCUAUCUCGGCUGUGAUUGAGGGAGGAUGUUAGAUGAAAGAGUU